AUGCCAAUUGAUCUUACGGAAUUCACCGAUGAUACUAAUAAUGAAAAAGAUUCAAUAUGUGAAAUUAUGGAAUCAAUUACGACAAUCGAUGAACAGAAGAUAGGAUAUUGUAGAUAUGGUCGAGGAGAGCAUAAUAUGUUAUUUAUUUGUGGUGGUGUUGGUUGUUAUAAGAAGGACUUUCCGGAAAAAGUAUUAAAUGCUUUUAAUCCGAAGUUUUGUUCUAUAGUUUGUAUUGAUCCACCUGGCUACGGUACCAGUCGUCCACCAAACAGGCGACAAGAAGUGAAUCGAUGCAUGAAAGAUGCACCUUUCUGUAUUAAACUUAUGCAGCAAUUAAAUUUAACACCUUUCACAGUAUUGGGUUGGAGUGAAGGUUGUCGCACAGCAAUUCACGUAGCUGCACGUGGUAAACAACUUGUUAACAAUAUGAUAUUACUUUCUGCAGCUACACGUAUUGAUUCACGUGCUGCACGUGUCACUUAUGGUAUGCGUAAUACAGAUCAAUGGUUACCGGAUACUAUGAAAGCAUUUUUGCCUUAUUAUCCGGAAGAAUUCGUAAAAAAACAAUGGACAGAUUUAUGUAAUGUAAUUCAACAAGUUUAUGAUUUACUUGGUGGACGUUUUCCAUCAGAUUACAUUCUACCAAGUUUAAAAAUUCCUGUACUUGUUCUAAAUGGUGGCAUGGAUAGAUUUUGUAACGAUCCGAAAUAUUUUGCAACCGUUAUUCCCAAUUGCAAACUUGAUGGUCAUUUUCUUGGUGGUCAUGAUUUUCACAUUAAAUAUCCACGAUGGUUCGCAGAUCAUGUUUCAACAUUCCUUAAGGAAUCCGGAAAUCAUUGUCCGACCAAUUAA
This is a messenger RNA of Brugia malayi, 852 nucleotides long. RefSeq names its product Alpha/beta hydrolase, putative. The transcript has 7 exons. The coding region runs from base 1 to 852 and encodes 283 amino acids. The record is from RefSeq and is a predicted model, not a curated record. Lineage: Eukaryota; Metazoa; Nematoda; Chromadorea; Rhabditida; Onchocercidae.